AUGAAGCGAAUUUCGAUUGCAAUUUCACUAAUAUCCAUCUUAUUUUGUUCCGCAAUAUUAACUAGAGCUCUUCCUGAGGAUGAACCUGAGUUUGGUUACGAUGAAGAUAGUGCAAAUGGGCCUCAGUACUGGGGUGAUAUUAAAGAAGCAUGGGAAACCUGCAAAACAGGGCAAAUACAAUCUCCUAUUGAUUUGUCCACAAACGUUGUGCAAGUGAUUCCCAAGUCAGGGAGUCUCAAGUAUUGGACCUAUAACCCUCAAUAUGCUACUCUCUCCAACAGAGGUCAUGAUGUUGCAGUAAAUUUGAGAGGGGAUGCAGGCUCAAUAGACAUAGAUGGAUCAUCUUUUUUCCUCCAACAAAUCCAUUGGCACUGGCCCUCCGAACAUACCAUCGACGGCAGGAGGUAUGACUUGGAGUUGCACAUGGUGCAUGUUAGUCCACAGGCUGAUGGAACAAACAAGACUGCUGUUGUUGGUGUUUUGUACGAGUACGGUUCUCCUGAUCCAUUGCUCUCUAGGGUGGAACAAUACCUAGUUGACAUUCCUAAAGAAAACGAAGAGGAAAGUGUUGGAGAAAUUGAUCCCUCAGAGAUCAUGAGUGGUAAGAUGUUCUACAGGUACAUAGGAUCACUCACUGCACCUCCUUGCACCGAAGGCAUCAUUUGGACCAUUGAUAAGGAGAUAAGAACUGUUUCAAUAGGACAAGUGGAGUUACUGAAGAAUACUGUACUUAUACCUUAUGCUCCAAGGAAUGCAAGGCCACUGCAGCCUCUAAAUCAGAGGAACUUACGGCUCUACGUUUCAAAGAAUAAGCCUCUUUAUUAG
This is a messenger RNA of Vigna radiata var. radiata (mung bean), 825 nucleotides long. RefSeq names its product alpha carbonic anhydrase 7-like. Bases 1 to 825 code for a protein of 274 amino acids. The transcript is spliced from 7 exons. Gene Ontology annotation, molecular function: carbonate dehydratase activity; zinc ion binding. NCBI's taxonomy places the organism in Eukaryota, Viridiplantae, Streptophyta, Magnoliopsida, Fabales, Fabaceae. The record is from RefSeq and is a predicted model, not a curated record.